AUGCCUGAGCCUGGUGACACCUUAUUUUUGUACCUGGCCGUAUCUCAAAACACGGUCAGCGGGGUCUUGGUGAAAGAAGUUAACAAAGUCCAACAACCUAUCUACUAUGUAAGCAAGGUCCUACUGGAUGCGGAAACAAGGUAUACUUUGGCGGAACAACUUGCCCUUGCCUUGGUUAUAGCAGCACAAAAACUCCGGCAGUAUUUUCAGUCUCACCCUAUUGUGGUGCUCACUAAUCAACCACUUAGGCAUAUACUUCAGAAGCCGGACGUAUCGGAAAGACUGAUGAAAUGGGCAAUCGAGCUUGGAGAAUUUGACAUAGAAUUCAAACCACGCCCAUCUAUCAAAGCCCAAGCACUAGCCGACUUCAUUGCAGAACUAACCCCUAGGCCUCGGGGGCCAGAUGACAGCUCGAGCAUGAGCAAUAAUUUGGACACUUGGCAAAUAUUUGUGGAUGGAGCAUCGAACUCCUCGGGCUCGGGCGCAGGGGUCAUCAUCAUCAGCCCUGACAAACAAACAGAGAUCCAAUGCGUUCUCAGGUUCGAGUUUGAAGCAACCAACAAUGAGGCCGAGUAUGAGGCUGUCGUUAUUGCUAUGGAGCUAGCCCUUUGCCUUGAGCUCGAGUUCGUAAAGAUAUUCAGUGAUUCACAACUGGUGGUCGGACAGAUUGAAGGAUCAUUUGAAAGGAAAGACGAGAAAAUGAGUUUGUACUGUAUGAAGGUUCAGGAUCUUCAACGAAAAUUCAAGAGUUGUGAAAUUGCAAAAAUUGCUCUAAAGGACAACGGAAAAGCCGACGUAUUAUCCAGGCUUGUGUUCAUGGGGGUAGACGGCCUUGAUAGAACAGUUCACAUUAAAAUCAUCACAGAACCCAGCAUCAGUCAAAUCCUCGACAUCAUGGACAUUGACAACGAACCAUCCUGGAUGGACCCAAUCAUAGAAUUCAUCACAAGUGGAAAUCUACCAAGAAAUGCCAGGUUGGCUAGAAGCAUCAGAGCUCGAGCUCCUAGGUACUGCAUGAUCAGCGGUGUUCUCUUUCGUAGAAGUAUUACUCUUCCAUACCUAAGGUGCCUCAGACCAUCAGAGUCAUCCCAGACCCUUGCUAAAGUUCAUGAAGGUGUGUGCGGGAAUCAUCAAGGAGCCAGGGCCUUGGCCUUUAAACUCGUACGAUAUGGCCGAAGACCUCACCAACAUUAA
Messenger RNA from Olea europaea var. sylvestris, 1194 nucleotides. RefSeq lists its product as uncharacterized. NCBI's taxonomy places the organism in Eukaryota, Viridiplantae, Streptophyta, Magnoliopsida, Lamiales, Oleaceae. The transcript is spliced from 2 exons. The record is from RefSeq and is a predicted model, not a curated record. Gene Ontology annotation, molecular function: nucleic acid binding; RNA-DNA hybrid ribonuclease activity. Bases 1 to 1194 code for a protein of 397 amino acids.